CUUCCAGGACUGCAAAGGCUUCCAGGUGGAAGGGCUACUGGGGGAGCGUUCCCCGACCAUGGGUUCUGACCGGUAUAGCGGGGAGCCCGACUCCCCCAUAGCCUUGAGUGUAGCCCGCCAAGUGGCCUGUGCCCUCCUGGGCUUGGCCUUCACCUUGGGCGUCCCGGGCAACCUGGCCGUGGUGUGGACAGUGUGUCGAAGGAUGACAGCUCCCCCGCCGACCGUGCUGCUGAUUGUCAACCUGGCGGUCGCCGAUUUGCUGGCGCUCCUGACCGUGCCCUUCUGGAUCUACGCGCUGGCCAGCGUUUGGAGCCUGGGGCCCUUCGUGUGCCGGACUCUGGUGUGGCUGGUGAACGGCUCCAUGUUCUCCAGCGUCCUGAUCGUCACGCUGCUGAGCGCAGAGCGCCUGGUGGCCUUGGCCCGUCCCUUCCACCUGCAGCGCUGGUGGCACCUGGCGGGAGCGCGCAGGGUGCUGGUGCUCCUGUGGGUCUCCGCUUUAGCCCUGGCCGCGCCCGCCACGCUCACCGCGGACCCCAGCCAUUGCCUGCAGCGACAAUUCUCGUCCAGCCAGCAGCUGGUGACGCUCCUCCUACUGGAGACCUUGGCUGGCUUCGUGGGGCCCUUCACCAUCAUUGCGGUCUGCUCAGCUUGCGUCCGCAGACAUCUGCGUAGGUUACAUCACCCGGGCAGACGCCGGGCUAGCCGGAUCGUGACCGCGGUGGUGGUUGCUUUCGCCGUAUGCUGGCUGCCCUACCACGUAUCCAACGGGGCAGCGGUGGCCGCCGAGCUGCUGGAAGCCUCGUCUGCAGAGCUGUGCGAACGGCUGGACUAUGCGGCCGAUGUGGGUCACAACAUCUCGGCCCCCCUGGUCUUCUUGGGCAGCUGCAUCAACCCUCUGCUGUACGCUUUCGCCGCCCGUCGAAUCGCCCGGGCGGGCGGCUUGGCUGGCCUUUUCGCCCGAAUGGUCCCCAAUUUCUACAGCGAUGGAGCCCAUCAGGAGGCCAACCGGAGUUUCGGGGAAAGCGCCAAUGGCCAAGCUUUGCAUCUGAACAGUCCUAACUCUGCAUUCUAAGUGAGGCCCAUCUCUCUCCUCUGCCAUCUCUCUGCCUCUGUUGCCUAGAGGUUGGGUUUAGCGCUAGGCUUUGGAUAGUAAAUACCUCACAUUUCCAUAGAGAUUAACGGUUUAGGUGGGAGGGGCUACUGCAGAUAUGAUUAUCCCCAUUUUACAGAGCAGAAAACCGAGGCCGAGAGAUUUAAGAGACUUGACUAAAGUUUCAAGGCCAAUAGGUGCCAAAGCUGGGAUUUGAACUCAGUCUCUUGACUUCAUAUCUAGGCUUUUCCCCACUAUCUUACCCUACAGAAAUCCAUGGAAAGGGAGAACUGUGGAGACAGGGAAGAGGGAGAUCAUUACCUAGGCCACCUUUGGGAGAAUUCGGUAAGAUGGGUAGGGUUAGUGACCCGGGAAGACUACUGCCCUCUCUCAAGAGUAAAAUUCAACAUACAGUUUUUAUUUCUUAUUUUAUUUUCCC
Trichosurus vulpecula (common brushtail) is the source of this 1529-nucleotide messenger RNA. Its product is annotated as leukotriene B4 receptor 1-like. The record is from RefSeq and is a predicted model, not a curated record. Lineage: Eukaryota; Metazoa; Chordata; Mammalia; Diprotodontia; Phalangeridae. Bases 59 to 1072 code for a protein of 337 amino acids. Gene Ontology annotation, cellular component: membrane. Gene Ontology annotation, molecular function: G protein-coupled receptor activity. The transcript has a single exon. Gene Ontology annotation, biological process: immune response; G protein-coupled receptor signaling pathway.